Molecule: messenger RNA, 948 nt
Organism: Erigeron canadensis
Lineage: Eukaryota; Viridiplantae; Streptophyta; Magnoliopsida; Asterales; Asteraceae
Exons: 3
Coding region: 1-948 (315 amino acids)
Biological process (GO): DNA integration
Molecular function (GO): nucleic acid binding
Source: RefSeq, a predicted model, not a curated record
AUGCCUCAAAACUUCAUCCAGGUUUGCGAAGUUUUUGAUGUUUGGGGUAUUGAUUUUAUGGGACCCUUUCUGCCUUCAAAUAAGUGUCUUUACAUUUUAGUGGCGGUUGAUUAUGUGUGUAAAUGGGCCGAGGCUAAGGCCUUGCCAACAAAUGAUGCAAGGGUUGUGAUAGAUUUCUUGAAACAAUUGUUUUGUCGUUUUGGUUGUCCUAAGGCCUUAAUAAGUGAUCGUGGAACUCAUUUUGCGAAUCACCAACUUGCUAAGGUGUUGAAGAGGUAUGGUGUUCAUCAUCGUUUCUCUACUUCUUAUCACCCGCAAACAAAUGGCCAAGUAGAAAAUACAAAUAGGGCAUUAAAACGAAUUUUAGAGAAAACCAUAGGUGGUAAUCCUAAAAAUUGGUCAAAGAAAUUAGAUGAUGCAUUAUGGGCUUUUAGGACCGCAUUCAAGACUCCACUUGGGACUACACCUUAUCGGUUGUUGUAUGGGAAAACAUGUCAUUUACCUUUAGAAAUAGAGCAUAAAGCUUAUUGGGCUCUUAGGAUUUGUAAUAUGGAUUUAAUUGAAAGUGGUGAAUUAAGAAUGUUACAAUUGAAUGAGUUAGAUGAGUUAAGAUUGCAUGCUUAUGAAAAUUCGAAGCUCUAUAAAGAAAGGACAAAGGUUUGGCAUGAUCAUAGGUUGAGAAAGAAAGAUUUCAAGGUCCCGAAGUGUCCAAAAGUAUUACGGCGUGGGUAUGACUUCAGUGAACCAGACACAAAUGACAACCACCGCUAUAGAGAUGGUGCGCUAACUUUGAGUGCUAAGAAUCAUCCCGCUGAACCACAUGAGUGGUUGCGUUUUCCAGGAGUGACAGGGAAUGAGCGUAUUCGUUACAUGAACCGGCUUCAAGACCUCAGGUACAAACAUGUCAUGGAACCCAAAAUAGUUAGUUUGGGGAUUUUGAGAAACUAA